UUGGGGUGUGGCCAAAAAUAAAUAAAGAAAGAUUGACAGCGGCAAACGGUGAUAAGGAUAUGGAGUAAAAAGGGGGCUCUCUUACCCUGCUGGCAGUAAUGAAAAAUGGUAUGACCACUAUAGACAAUAGGUUUGGAAUUUCUUAUAAAUUAAACAUAUAUAUAUACAUAACAACCAGCAAUUCUUCUCCUAGAAAUUUAACCAAGAGGAAUGAAAACAUGUGUAAAAGAAGACUUGUCCAUGAAUGUACAUUACUGCUUAAUUCACAAUUGUCUCAAACAGGAGAUAACCUCAAAGUCCAUUACCAAGUGAUUGGGUGAACAAAUUUCAGUAUAUCUAAUCAAUGGAAUACUACUUAGCAAGAAAAAAGUACCAGGGCACAGGUGAAACUCACAAAUAUACUGAGCAAAAAAGCUAGACACAAGAGUAAAUGCCCUUCUGCUGCUGCUGCUGCUGCUAAUGUAGUGUGACAAAACAGAUCAGCAGUUAGUUGCCUGGAGUGGGAGGUGCUGGGGGGAUUAAUUGCAGAGGAAAAAAAGGGAACUUUAGGGGGUGAUGGAAAUGUUCUGUGUCUUGAUUAAGGUUAUAGUUACAUAAGAAUAUAAGUUUGUCAAAAUCAUAAAAGUGUACACCUAAAAUUUUAUUAUAUAUAGAUUAUACCUCAAUGAAGUUGAUUUUUAAAGUCUAAAGAGGGAGAGGUUGAAUAUACAAGAGAACGUACAUGGUCAUGUGGGGCUCCUGGGCAGUGGCAAGACGGAGGGUGUGGACCCAUGUGGAUCAGGAGGGAAAGAGGUGAGCAAAGUGCAAAUGCAGGUGAAUUUUUGUGGGGACUUGAGGCUGGUCCAGGUUGAAGGCUCCUGUUCUCUCUAUGAAGAAGGGAAAGCCUCAGCCUCCUGAGAAUGAGAUGGACAAUUUCCGAGGCAAGAAAAGAUCUGAAGUAGAGGUAGAAAAUGGAAAAGCCAGGAGAAGAGAAACAGGGUAGAGGUUCUGGGCAUUGGGGAGGGACCCAUCGAAGCUUGUGAUUAUGAAUCUCUGGUGGCCCCCAGCUGUCCGUCUACGUGAUUUUUUAUUUUUUCAACAGUGAUCAGCGGCUGGCAUGUAGGCAUAAAGAAAGCAAUAUACAUGGGCUCAUCCAGGGUUGGGUUUUUGUCAGAUGGUUAGAAGGAAAGGGCCUGAGACAGAAGUAAGAGAGAAACUAAGAUGGACCGUGGGCUACAAAGUUGACAGGGGGAAAUGAAGACGGAAGGUGCCACAGGGAGGGAGGAAAUGGAAGGAAGGAAGGAAGGACUGGAUACACACCAGUGUCCAUCAAGAGGGGACAGGAGGUCCUGCUGAGGUGACUGAGUGAGCAUACUGGAAAAAAGAGACUGCGGACAGAGAGAAAUAGAUCAGUUAGCUGUUUUAUUUAUUUAUUCAAUAUUUUCAAAAAUUUCUUUAUGUAUUUAUCUACUUGGCUGGGUCAGGUCUUAGUUGUGGCAUGUGUGAUCAUUUUUUACUUGGAGUAUGUGACCUCUUAGUUGCUGCAUAUGGGAUCUAGUUCCCUGUUCAGGGAUUGAACCCAGGACCCCUGUAAUGGGAGAAUGGAUUUUAGCCACUGGACCUCAAUUAGCUAUUUUAGAAGUGAAGCAACACGUGAGGUAGGUGUUACUAUGGGAAAAUGAAAUACUGUACCCAAAUCCAUACAGCAAGAUAAUGAUGAUGGAGCUGGGGUUUUCACCCACGUUUUCCUGCCUCUCAUUUGAGCACCCCCAAUAUGAUGAAGACCUUGAGCUCAGGAUCCCAAGUCAAGCUGUGAACCCCAACAUUGUAAUAAGAAAUGGGGCUAAUCCCCAAAAAGCCAGAUGGUAGCCUACUGUGUAGGACAGCUAAGAUGUAAGAUCGUUCUGCAUUCUGAGACCAGAACGCAGAUUUGGGCAGGAGAUUGCGUUUUGUGAGGCAAAGGAGACCCAUGGACCAGUGGAAGGAGCAGGCAGAGUGCCUCUGCCCCACAGGCCUGGAGGCAGACCUAUGUUUCCCUGUUCCUCUUAGCAGUCACCAUCUGUAAUAAUAUCUUUUAAAAAAUACAUUUAUUUAGUUAUUAUUUAUUUGGCUGUGCUGAGUCUUAGUUAUGGCAUGUAGGCACUGGUUCCCUGAACUGGGAUUGAACUCAGACACCUUGCAUUGGGAAUGUGGCAUCUUCACCAAUGGACCACCAGGAAAGUCCCUGAAUAGUAUAUCUUUAAUGUUAUCUAAUUGAUGCCCAUCUCCUCCAUUGGGCCACAAUUCCAUGGGCUCAGGGAUGAUGUCUCUUUGCUCAUUUCUAUAUCACUGGAGUCUAGCACAGAGCUCAGUAUACAGUAGGCACUCAAAAAAUAUACAUUAGAUAAUGGAGAGAUCGUGGGUUGUCAUUCUAACUCCUCUUUGUACCAACUGGGAGACUCCGGGCAAGUAACUUCUUCCUUCGCCUCGAUUUCCUCAUCCUAAAUUUUGAUUUAAAUGUGGCAAUGCCUGUAUGCAACUCUCAGCAUCCAGUAGGUGCUCAAUAAAUACACUCCCCCCAGCUUCCUCCUUUUCUCCUCUACCCCUCCCUCCGGCUUCUUGCCACACCCAUUGUUUGGAGCCAUAAAACCCAACCCAGGUUGGACUCUCACCUCCUCAUCCUGUCCUGGUCAUUCCUUUCCCUUAAGUUGGGGGUAAAGGGGCUGGUAUCCCCCAUAUUCUGGCUCCAAGAGCCUCCCAACCCCAAAGGGCAAGACUGGGGCCCUAGUGGACCUCUGGUCUGGCCAGGUUGUCGUUGCCAUGGCAACAAUGACAGUCCCCAGCCGCAGGUUCCCUAAGUGACUGGUUACUCUUUAACGUAUCCACCCACCUUGGGUGAUUAGAAGAAUCAAUAAGAUAACCGGGCGGUGGCAGCUGGCUGCACUCACUGCCUUCCUGGUGGACUGGCUCCCGCGGCUGCUGCUGUGUGCCUGGGGCCCCGGCUCCUCCAUGCCCCCGGGUCUCCGGCUGGGUGGGCUCCGCCAUGGUCAGCGUGAACGCGCCCCUCGGGGCUCCGGUGGAGAGUGCCUAUGACACAUCCCCAUCAGAGGGUGCCAACCUCAACGCACCCAACAGCCUGGGUGUCAGCGCCCUGUGCGCCAUCUGCGGGGACCGGGCCACGGGCAAACACUACGGUGCCUCGAGCUGUGACGGCUGCAAGGGCUUUUUCCGGAGAAGUGUGAGGAAGAACCACAUGUACUCCUGCAGGUUUAGCCGGCAGUGCGUGGUGGACAAAGACAAGAGGAACCAGUGCCGCUACUGCAGGCUCAAGAAGUGCUUCCGGGCUGGCAUGAAGAAGGAAGCUGUACAGAAUGAACGGGACCGGAUCAGCACUCGCCGGUCCAGCUACGAGGACAGCAGCCUGCCCUCCAUCAACGCGCUCCUGCAGGCUGAGGUCCUGUCCCAGCAGAUCACCUCCCCUGUCUCCGGAAUCAACGGCGACAUUCGGGCAAAGAAGAUCGCCAGCAUCGCGGAUGUGUGUGAGUCCAUGAAAGAGCAGCUGCUGGUGCUGGUCGAGUGGGCCAAGUACAUCCCAGCCUUCUGUGAGCUCCCCCUGGAUGACCAGGUGGCCCUGCUCAGAGCCCACGCUGGCGAGCACCUGCUUCUCGGAGCCACCAAGCGCUCCAUGGUGUUCAAGGAUGUUCUGCUUCUAGGCAAUGACUACAUCGUCCCUCGGCACUGCCCGGAGCUGGCAGAGAUGAGUCGAGUGUCCGUGCGCAUCCUUGAUGAGUUGGUGCUGCCCUUUCAAGAGCUGCAGAUUGAUGACAACGAGUAUGCCUGCCUCAAAGCCAUCAUCUUCUUUGACCCAGAUGCCAAGGGGCUGAGUGACCCAGGCAAGAUCAAGAGGCUGCGUUCCCAGGUGCAGGUAAGCCUGGAAGACUACAUCAACGACCGCCAGUACGACUCACGUGGCCGCUUCGGCGAGCUGCUGCUGCUGCUGCCCACCCUGCAGAGCAUCACCUGGCAGAUGAUCGAGCAGAUCCAGUUCAUCAAGCUCUUCGGCAUGGCCAAGAUCGACAACCUGCUGCAGGAGAUGCUGCUGGGAGGGUCCUCCAGUGAAACACCUCAUGCCCACCACCCCCUGCACCCUCACCUGAUGCCGGAACACAUGGGCACCAACGUCAUUGUUGCCAACACGAUGCCUGCUCACCUCAGCAACGGACAGAUGUGUGAGUGGCCCCGGCCCAGGGGGCAGGCAGCUACCCCUGAGACUCCACAGCCUUCACCGCCUGGUGGUUCAGGGUCCGAGCCCUACAAGCUUCUGCCCGGAGCUAUUGCCACCAUCGUCAAGCCCCCCUCCGCCAUCCCGCAGCCGACCAUCACCAAGCAAGAAGUCAUCUAGCAAGUCACUGGGGGGCGGGGGUCUGCUGAUCCCCCAGCCCCCUCCGAGAGCCCCCUGAUGGUCACUUGGUCACAGUGAAGCAAGCUGUGACCACGGGCCAGUCCCAGAGCAGUGAUGGGAAGGGCGAGGGCCCUUGAACUCGGGCUGUGGGUUGCAUCCCACUGCCCCCCUUCACCACUUGCUCUGGAUAAUGGGGCUGUGACUUGGGGAGACUCCAGCUGGAAAAUCCUCUGCUGCUUGGACAGCUUUUCUCCUGCUGAAACCACUGCCUUCCCCUCAUCCUUUGCCUCACUUCUUCACCCCCAAAUGGCUGCCGCCUGGAGACGACACGAGACCUUGCUGAAGCACGGCUCCCUCCCCGCUCAGAUUGGUGUAAUGUUGGACACAGAGCCCUUCUGGGCUGGGUCACAUGGCGGCACCUCCCACAUCCCUGUUUUGCUGCCGCAGCCACCACUGUCCCCCUUCCUUAGUCAUCCUCGUUUCUCCAAAGCCACCUCUCCAGAGGCUGAGGAUGACGUGCAAACAACACCCCCGGUCAUCCCAGGAGCGUUUGAAAAGCACUGACUGGAGCUCGGUGCAGUGUGGGAGACUCUCGAGUAGGUGGAUGCCAUUUCUCCUCUAACCCCUGGCUCUUCCCUUCUUCUGGGACUUGGGAGGGUCCUUUGGGUCAGAGUGAUGGUCCCUAUAGGCUGCUGAACAUGAAAGAACAAUCCAGGGUGGACACUGCAGCCAGGACCAAGGGGGAGGCUGGGAGGGGUCAGAGAAGGCAGGAAGGGGCAGACCAUCCAUUAGGCCUUUAAGGAAGGGCUGGAUUCUGGCUGGUGGAACAGGUGAGCCAGAACAUUCUAAGAGCAGACCAGGCGGGGAGGUCAGAAGGAGGCCAUGGAAGGAGAUGAUGAAAGAGGGGGCUCUCUGGAGGAGUGGGGGUGCACUGGACAGCCUGGGGAUCUUGAAUGCCAGACGGAGGCAUAGUGACUUGGGUCCCCAGGCUGUGAGUAGCUGGAGAGGGAUGUGCAGGGAGCCGAGCUUUCAGAAACUGGAAGAUCACAGUCCUCCAGAGGUCAGAAGUUUGGGAGAGAGCAGGAAUAUCAGAUGGGGCCUGAUCAAGUCAUCCAGGUGAGGGAGAUGAAGAUGGGGAUGGAGAAGACAGAUGGGUGAACCUCAGGUGAGAGCGGCAGCGAGGAGGAAUUAUCCCACCGGGCCUGUCUCAAGCGCUUCCUCCUGGUGCUGUCUUAAGGCAUUUGACCUGCCCCAUCUCCUUUCAUCCUCCUUAUUACCCAGAAAUCGCUACUGAAGAAGGAAUUGAGAUCUCAGUGGUUAAAUCAUUUUUAUGGAACUCACACAGCUAGUAAGUGACCCAGACUUGAUCCCAGAUCUGCCAGGCUCAGGCACACUUAGCCUCAGUGGUUGAACAUCUCUGAAAAGGCCCCUUCUGUCCUCACUGGGAUUGAGUUGAGGACCUUCCUGCCUGCUUCAGCAGCCUUGGAAGCCUCAUUCUCCCCAGAAGCCCUGCCCACUCCCAGGGACUAAGUUUGGCCUGAGGCUGCAUUAAAGUCCACUUUGGGUCCAGAAUCCUGUUUGCUGAUAAACAUGGAGAAGUCAUGGUUCCUAGACCCCUUUUCUGUCUCUUCAGUCCCUAAGUGUGGGGAAGGGGCAUUCAGCAGUCCAUUGUGAGAUGGACCAAUGUGACCUGGCAUUCCAGAAAUGGGAUGAUGUGAGUGGGGGUGGGGGAGAGGUAAGAGGAACUGGGUUUGAGACCCGCUCUGUGGAGCAUCACUCAGGGUACCUUCUGAAAUCAUUAAACCCCAAAAUCAAGCAGCCAGUACUCAUCCAUGCAGAAUUUUAGAGGCUUUGUGAAAAUUCUGGAAAGUGCCACUGCCUAGUGGGAAUUAAAGGGAUGUGUCCUGGAACUGGAGCUUAGGGAGGAGAGUGAACGGUCAGACUGACUACCUACCCCCCACGCAGGUUUCUGAGUGGAUGCAGGCAGCACCCCAGUGCCCCCCAGAUUCUACCAUUAGGGACUGCUUUUUGUGAGAGAGGCAGGAAGGGUAUUGGGACGGGAUGUCCGAGAACAAUCACCACACUUGCAGUGCUGUCAGAGCUGGGGUUUCCACUUCCACCAAGCCAAGUCCUCCGUCCCAGGAAAGGUUGUCCCCUGCUCAGGGCAGCCCAGUCUCCCUCAGCCACCCCUCAUUCCUGGGGCGUUCCCCCAGAAACCCCAGCCAGGGUAAUCAAAUGGGUCUGGGACAAGGUGGGGAAGCUGGAAUCAUUUCUGGUCAUUGUCAUCCCCUCUUUGCCACCCCGACCCCCUCGCCCUGCCUCACUAUUGCCCAGACUUCUGCCAUGGGAACAAAGCUGAGAUAAGUUCCCAUAGGGUGGGGUGGGGUAGCUGUGAUUUUUAACGGUAGCCAAUCUUCUGGGCCAGGGGCCAAUUCUUGGCCCCAAAUCAACCUCCCUGGAGGAGAAAUCCAUGCCACUUUAAUAAUUUUAUUGCCACACAGGAAACACAAAACAAAGAGAAUUUACUUUUCUAAAAGACUUUAAACUGAGGCCACCACAUUGGAAAAAUCUUUAUUUUCACUACCUGAGUCGUGAUCCUAAAACAUACGAUUUCAUGGACUCAAAGAGGGUUAGAGGGCAAGCACGGGCCCUGUAAUUCCUCCACUGAGACAACCUCUUCUCUGGGCAGCUCUCAGUAGCUUCCGGAACCCACACGGCUCUCCUGAGGGUGGACAAACGGGAGCAGAGCCUUGGAAGUGGACGCUCCUCAAUUUUUUGUGAUGACCAAGCCAAUUACUUUUGCCAAAUUGCUCCGUGAUUUGCCUUGAUUGUGAUGAAGUUAGAAAUUCACAUUGAGCAGUUCUGAAAGUGGGCUGGUGUCCCGCCAGACUGAUCAACAUCUUUCCGUGGCGGAUGUCAUCGGGUCCUGUGCUGUCCCCGGAGCCCCUGUCACUGCCACCCAACGGGGCAAAGAAGCAAAAAAGAUUUCUUACUCUUGUGCGUUUUAACAAAAGUUUAUAAAAAGAAAUAAAUGGCGCCUAUGUUUUCUAA
This is a messenger RNA of Bubalus bubalis (water buffalo), 7411 nucleotides long. RefSeq names its product hepatocyte nuclear factor 4 alpha (gene HNF4A). NCBI's taxonomy places the organism in Eukaryota, Metazoa, Chordata, Mammalia, Artiodactyla, Bovidae. The coding region runs from base 3002 to 4360 and encodes 452 amino acids. The record is from RefSeq and is a predicted model, not a curated record. Gene Ontology annotation, biological process: cell differentiation; anatomical structure development; positive regulation of transcription by RNA polymerase II. Gene Ontology annotation, molecular function: RNA polymerase II cis-regulatory region sequence-specific DNA binding; nuclear receptor activity; zinc ion binding. The transcript is spliced from 10 exons.